This is a messenger RNA of Micromonas commoda, 1008 nucleotides long. RefSeq lists its product with no specific name. The record is from RefSeq and is a predicted model, not a curated record. The transcript has a single exon. NCBI's taxonomy places the organism in Eukaryota, Viridiplantae, Chlorophyta, Mamiellophyceae, Mamiellales, Mamiellaceae. Bases 1 to 1008 code for a protein of 335 amino acids.
AUGCGCGCACGCACCUCCGCCCUCCUUCUCGUCGCGCUCGCGGCGCUCGCGUCGACCGCGCGCGCGGCGGACGCGACGCCCGCCGCGGACGCCUCGGCGCAGCGACGAAGGCUGCAGACCAUCGGCCACCACAACACCCACAUCUCCUCCGGCACCGGCACCCACGUCGGCGACAUGGUCCACAGGCUCCGCGACGCCCACGAGGACAACGUGCAGAAGAUCGAGGACGCCGCGCGCGCCGCGCAGGCUUCGGUUCAGGCGGCGCACGACGCCAACAUGAAAGAGAUCGCCGACACCACCGCAAAGUUAACCAACGCGCACGACGAGACCAGGGACAGAACCCUCGCGCUCAUGAACUCCGCCGAGGAGCGAUUCUCCGCGGCGAUGACCGCCGCGAUCGCCGCGCUCGCCAACGCCGCCGAGGCGUGGCGCGAUCACCUGCGCGAGUCCUCCGCGAGGUACAAGGCUCGAGUCGAGGCGUUCCAGGAUAAGCAGGUUGAAAGGGUCGGCAAACUCGCCGGCGUCGCGGCGGGCGUGAACGCGUACGGAAAGCAAAAGGUGGACGAAGCCUACGACGCGCACAGGCAACGCGUGGCUGACAUGGUGUCCGAGAUUGGCGACCACCUCGGGGACACCGCGGAUAAGCUCACCGGCGGCAAGGGCGUCUCGGGCCGCAGGCUUCUCGAGGACCACGACGACGACGACGACGAGGAAAUGGACCGCCGCGAUCGCGAUUGGCCCAACUUUCGCAUGAACCAGGACGGUCCUUUCGAGCGCGUUCGCAAGGGAUGGUCCGAGUUUGGCAAGCACCGACGGGACCGCUGGAAGAAGCACCACCAGCCGGUGAGCUCGGGCACGGGAACCCUCGUGGGAGACGCCAUUCACAACGCUCGCAACAAAAACAGGCAUCGCCACCACCAGCCGGUGAGCUCUGGCACCGGAACGUUCAUCGGCGACGCGAUUCACAACGCUCGCAAGAACGCGAGGAGCAAGGAGGACGACGAGUGA